Ailuropoda melanoleuca (giant panda) is the source of this 4690-nucleotide messenger RNA. RefSeq names its product armadillo repeat containing 12 (gene ARMC12). Gene Ontology annotation, cellular component: nucleus. Bases 1600 to 3111 code for a protein of 503 amino acids. Lineage: Eukaryota; Metazoa; Chordata; Mammalia; Carnivora; Ursidae. The transcript is spliced from 6 exons. The record is from RefSeq and is a predicted model, not a curated record.
AAUUUCUCAAAAUAAGACAGACCUCAUCUAAAUCAAAAGCAGUCACUCCCAAGAAGGGACAGUCAUUGGCUUUACCCCAACAAGUGGACUUCCCUCUGUGUUUUUUCAUUGUGCUGUGUACUAAUGAAAUGUCCCUCUGGGGAUGGCCUCUGCCUCUUCAUCCCUCUGCAUCAUUUGAGAGCAGAACCAAAAGAAGUAGGUUUUAGGUGUAGCAGGAAGGUUAAAGCCAAGAAGGAACUCUUCCUUUGGAAGUCUUAAAAGAAUAGGUGAGCACUGCAUUUGCUUAGGAAAUGAGGGUUGCAGAAUCAAGUCCAUGGACUGGAGAGGCCAGCAGUUCUGGGUCCUACCUCAGAGAAGGGCAGGAACUGUGCUCUGAACGAUCUUACCUCAGAUCCACUGGAGUAGCCUUAGAACCUAAAGCAGUCCCAUCAGGCAGCCAUUUCCUGCCUGCAGUUCACGGGGCAUGACAGGUGGUUCCAUGGCAGCAAGAGACUUCCUGAGGCCUCUGUCACUCCUCAUCACAGAAUCCAUGUAGUCCCCCACCUUGGGGCGGGGUAGCGUGCUACGAAUGACCUUGAGAGGGCCCAGGACAGUAGAGGGGAAAGGAAGAGAACAGCCGUCUGGGAGUGUUGCCUUCAGCCUGGGUGUGAUGGGUGAAGGCUCUGAGCAGUCAGGCCUGGCUGGCUGUAGCAGCCUCCAGGAUGCUAUUUCCCUAUUUCCCCACCUCCUUCAAGCCCAGGUGUAGCCCAGGACCUAGAACUUUCCAACGGGGGCUCAAAGCCAGGCAGGUGAAGCCCUAUUCUGAUACAAUGAUGCUUUGUGCUGGCUCUGGGCCUGAGCCUGGCUCAGGACUUGUCACCUCCCUGUUCUGUACAAGGAGGCAAGGCCACAGGGUAUGGGGACAAGCGGGGAAGGGGAGAAAGAGAGAGGGUGUGCUCUCACCCGCCCCAACCUAUUAGAGGAGACCAAGUCCUCCAAAGCUGGACUCUCAUGUUUCUGGGAUGGUGGCAUUUUCUGACUCCACAGGAGGCCUCAGGCCUCAUCUCAUUCUGUAGGGAUGGGUGGGGCAGGGUGCCGGGCACUGGACUGUGGUACUCCCAGAUUUAGGCCCCCAUCAUGUAAAGGCAUUCACCUACCCAAAUUGUAAUCCUGGAAUUACAGAAUGGUAACCGUGGAUCCGCCCAGGUGGCAGACAGUCACAGAUUGUGACCCAGGCAAGGGCAGUCCCUUCCUUCUCCAGGGUCACACUGGUUAAAUGGGCCUGGAGCCCCUGUACCCAGAUUCUCUGUCAUGGUUCUGCCCUCAAGUCCUCAAAGGAUGACAGAAGUCAUGAUUUGAGCACCUACUACGUGAAAGACUCUACUGGACGUUGGAGAUGCAGAGAGAGCUCCCCUUAAGAGCUUCUGGCCAGAUAGGUAGUUUACUACUCACUACAGGGGAACUACAGUUGCUGGAAGAUGAUGGUUUUGCCUGAGGACUGCAAAACUUUAUAAAGUGCUCCCCUUGGUGGAAGAGGGGCCCUGCCUGCAGAAACACCCCGAGGCCCAGCAGUGAAUCUAUGGCGAAGAAAUCAAAGAUGGGAGGCCAGGGAGUGAGAGAAUGGUGUUGCAAAGGGGCGCAUCCCGAACACCCCUCCCAGAAACUUCCGAAGGAACCAGCCCAGAAAUUUGGCCUCUGCUGCCCUCUAAUGGAGGAAAGCAGCCUGUAGGGCUGCCUGCUGUGGCCCAAGGAACCUGGCUCCCCCAAAGAAAAGAGGAUGUGAAGAACCUUCCUGCCCUCCCCCGCAAGACUUUUCAUUCUCCUAGAGUCUUAAGCUUCCUUUCUGACAGCCUCUGGAGCCAAACCUUCUCCUGUUCCAAGCGCUCCUGGCUGCCCCGUUUCCUGAUCACCACCGUUUCCCCAGUUUCCUUUGUUGCCCAGGUUCUGAUUCCGUAUCCUGGUUCCAGAAGGCCCUUGCCAGGUGCCUUGGGCCUAGCUCCCACCCGGGCGCAAGGCCACACUGACGACAUGGGUAUGAGCAUCCCCCGGAACCUGGGGCAAAUGGACAUCCGCAAAGGUGUAGUGGGCUUGGCCACAGGUGCUGGGUUCAUCUACCUGCUCUACAAGGCCAUCAGGGCUGGCAUCAAAUGCCAACCGCCCCUCUGCACGGCCUCACCCAUCUGCAUCGCCCGUGAGUGUACGGGCCCUGGGGAGAGGGCUCUGCCCCAGGAGGCACCUGCUCCCGAGGCCUCCAGUAUGGGAGGGCCCAAAGGCCUGGCAGUGGAGCGCGAGCGGCACGGGCGGGACUCGGGUGAGCUCCGGAGGCUCCUCAACUCUCUGGGGUCCAAGCAGGAUGAGUACGCCAAGAGCAUGACCCUGCACAGCAUCACGCGCUGUGUGUACUUGCUGGAGGCCGAGGCCUCCUCUUGUACUGCUGAUGACAUCAACUUGGUGGGCUCCAUGCUGGAUGACAAGGACAACAGUGUCAAAAUCCAAGCUCUGAACACACUUAAAGCUUUCUCGGGCAUCAGAAAAUUCAGGCUUAAAAUCCAGGAACACACCAUCAAGGUACUGGAACUGAUCUCCACCGUCUGGGAUUCGGAGCUGCACGUUGCAGGCCUCCGACUCCUCAACAGCCUCCCGCUGCCCGACUAUGUCCAUCCACAGCUGCGACGGGUGAUGCCUGCCUUGAUGGAGAUCCUGCAGUCAGACUAUAUCCUGGCACAGGUGCAAGCCAUACGAUUGUUGAGCUACCUAGCACAGAAGAACGACCUUCUGUAUGAUAUUCUCAACUGCCAGGUGCACUCCAACUUCCUGAACCUGUUUCAGUCCACCCAGCCAGGGAGUCUGCUGUUUGAGGUCCUGGUGUUUGCUGAGCGGCUAAGUGAGGGCCGGAAUUCACCCCACUACCGGGCCGUGAAGUGGCAUUACAAUGAACAGUCUCUGCAUGAAGCUCUUUUUGGGGAUGAGUCACGACUGGCAGACCGGCUGCUUGCCCUGGUCAUCCACCCUGAGGAGGAGGUUCAGAUCCAGGCCUGCAAGGUCAUAGUCAGCCUGCAGUGCUCCCAGGAUGUGGGAGUCCGGCCCUCCUCCUGCCGGCCCAGUCAUUCCUACUUUAAUAGCGGGGAAUAAAAUUAAGGAGAGCCAAUAAAUGACUAUGGGAGAAAAGCUUGAAGCAGUUUCUGUCUAGGGCCUUCCAGGGGCUGGGUGUGGACUUCAUCCAGCGUUAUCCCCAGAGCACGGCAAAGCAUGGGCGCAUCUCCCCAAAGACAUCCCCACUUCCCUGUGUAGGAGACAGAUUCCCUUCUCCUCUUGCUGCUUUCCAAAUUUGAAUGUGGAGCCAAUGCUUUAAGGGAGUUUCAGAGAGAAGGCAUGUUUGGGGACUGAGGCCAAAGAUAAUCAGCAGGAGUCAGGAUGGGCUAGGCUGUGCCACCGUAACAAACAACCUCCGAAUCUUAGUGGUAAAAAAUGACCAGGUUAUUUAUCAUAGCCCCUAGCAGGUCAGCUGGGGGGCGGCAGGUGUCUUUUCCAAGUCAUCUUCUCUCAGCGACCAAGGCUGAGAGUGGCUUUUAUUGUAUAUCUGCAACUCCUAGAGAAGGAAAAGGGAAUGUGGCUGUGAUCCCUGGCUCUUAAAAGUUACACCAGAAUUGAUGCUCGCUACUUCUGCUCACAUCUCACCAGCCAAAGGGGGUAGGAAAGAUGAGUCUUACCAUGUGUCCAAGGAAGAACUGAGAGUAUUUGAUGACAGCAUUAAUGACAGAAACUGUAGGCAUACUGGGAGAGUGAGAGCUCUGGAAUUGGGCUCCCAGGUUCAAAUCCCAGCUCUGUCGCUUACUAGCUGUGUGACCUUGAGCAAGCCAUUUCCCCUAUUUGAGCUUCAGUCCUCCCCUCACCUGUAAAAUGAAUAUAAUAAUAGUACUUACAUCAUGAGGCUGUUGAGAGGAUUCUGUGGGGAUUAUAGGGGUUGGUGAAUGUAAGGCACAGUGUUCCGCCUGCAGACGGUAUUCAUCAAAGGUCAACUAUUGAGAGAGUGAAAGAUUAGCACUGGAAAGGUCCUUAGAGCACUGAGUCUGAUGUCUUUCCAGUCUCUUUGGGUUACGGGCACUGGGGAGUCCCAGAACCCUCUAUGAAGCACCCUGAAAUGCCACUGGAAUUUAGCUUUAGAAACCAGAGUGACUGUGUGAGUAAUAUAAAACCAUAACCGUGAAGUCUCUAGAAACAAAAAUACUGUCAAACCAAAUAGGGUCACCUAUUCUCAGAUGUUCCUUAGUUCACCUAUUUUCUUUUUUUUUUUUAAGAUUUUAUUUAUUUAUUCGACAGACAUAGAGACAGCCAGCGAGAGAGGGAACACAAGCAGGGGGAGUGGGAGAGAAAGAAGCAGGCUCAUAGUGGAGGAGCCUGAUGUGGGGCUCGAUCCCACAACGCCGGGAUCACGCCCUGAGCCGAAGGCAGAUGCUUAACCGCUGUGCCACCCAGGCGCCCGUAGUUCACCUAUUUUCAUUGCAUUUCCCACGUGUUCAUUUAUUGUGUUAUCUGUGAGCCCUUGCUGGAAACAGACAGUAGUGGUUACUAAUGGUUUAAGAAAACCUUAUGGAAGGGCGCCUGCGUGGCUCAGAUGGUUAAGCAUCUGCCUUUGGCUCAGGUCAUGAACUCAGGGUCCUGGGAUCGAGCCCUGCAUUAGGUUCCCUGCUAGGCAGGGAGCCUGCUUCUC